UUUGCGGUGAUUCCUAAGACGGAGCGGUUGCAGCAACGGCAGCAGAUAAAUUCCGGACAAGCGCAGCAGAGUCACUUUGAGACAUACAGCAGCCACGACGUGUCAUAGCAUUUGAAUUAUGCAUUAGCCAUCAGCUUUACUUUGGCAUGCUGCAAAAUACGAAAAUACGAAAUACAAAAUACGAAAUAAACAGUAAGAAAUACUAUCGUCCUUUCAAGUUGUGGCCUGCUGAGUAAAUAAUAAGAAUUGCAGCGAUCGAAAAGUUUGCACUCGCAGUGUUGUUUAAGUGUGCCAUAAAGUUAGCCGUGAAAGUUAAGUGCGCUCUUACAACUCGCAACUCGGCCGGAAUCUGCGGCAGUUGCCGUAACACGUUGCCGCAACUCCAAACUCCAAACUCCAAACUUUUGGUUGUGGCACGGCCCAGCACGGCCCGGCCCGGCUCGGUCCGCUCUCAGACAGCUAAGCAGUUGGACUCUUAGUUGCAACUGCUGUCAGAAUAUUUGCAACAUUUUCCACUUUUUGACAACAGAAUUUAGUUAACGCAACGUAACGGUAUCGUGCGCGUCGCGGAAGCGGAAGUGAACUUGCCGCAACAUAACUGAACUGCUGUGAAUUGUUCUUUUUUAUCGCCCAUCCUUCUGUCUAUCUCUCUCACUCUCUAACGGAUUGCAGUCGCGGACACACACACACGCGGACAGAGAGGACGGCUGAGUGUGUGAUGUGAAUGUGCUCCGGCAUAAAAGCUUUGCAAUGGACCUGAAGACUGGCUCAUUGCUGGUGGCGCCGGCUGUGAAGAACUCGAGCUGCUCGCAUCCGCGUUACUCCGGCCACAAUUUCAUCGUGCACAUUGGCAUCGCGGAGACGAUUGAGGCUGUGCUGAUACUGGUGCUGACUCUGGGCGUGAUUGGGGCCAAUUGCCUGGUCAUCUUUGUCAUUAACAAUCGGCGCUAUGCUGCCUACAUACAUCAACAGCCACGUUAUCUGCUCACAUCGCUGGCCCUGAAUGACCUGACAAUUGGGCUGCUAAUUACGCCGUUUGGUCUGAUGCCCGCUUUGUUUCAUUGUUGGCCCUAUGGCGAGAUCUUCUGCCAGAUACAGGCACUGCUGCGUGGCGCCUUAUCGCAGCAAAGCGCCGUUAUACUCGUCUGCAUGGCCGUGGACAGAUACAUGUGUGCGCUGCAUCCGCGCCGUUAUUAUCAGCACUCCAGCAAGAAGGGCUGUGUGGCCAUACUGAGCUUAACGUGGAUUAUCAGCCUGACGGUGUUUGGGUUUCUGGUGCUGCCCAAAGGCUACUAUUUCAACAACACGGGUCUGAUGGCCUGCGAGCCGUUCUACAGCAAGCCCUCGUACCGCAUUCUGUCCACAUGCGCCCUGUACUUCCCCACCACGAUGGUGUUGAUGUACUGCUACGGCUCCAGCUUCCAUAUGAGUCGCUUUCGGCUAAACGACCCCACAAUGCCGCUCACUGCAGCCGCACAUCAUCCGCAUCCGCACCAUCCGCCCCAGCAGCAACUGCAUCAGCAUCAGCACCAGCACCAGCACCAGCAUCAGCAUCAACAUCAGCAACACCAACAGCAUCAGCAGCAUCAGCAGCAUCAGCAUCAGCAGUCCGCCCACUUAUUUGGGCAUGGCAGCCAUGGACACUCGCAUCAUCCACAUCAUCAUCGAGCGCCGGUUAUGAACCAUUUAAGCAUGGCCAUGAGCAUGGGCCUGGUCGGAAUGCCAAGCAUGACAAACAAGAUUACCAAAAAGAUUGUGCCGAUACAGGAGAAGAACUCGAGCGGCAACACGUCCCGUUCGAUGGCAGCCAUUUCGCUGGGCUUCAUUGUUAUGGUCACGCCGUGGACCAUACAGGAGAUUGUCACCGCCUGCACCGGCUCCAAGCUGCCACCGUUUCUGGACUUUGUCGUCACCUGGACAUCGCUGAGCAACAGCCUGUGGAAUCCCUUCAUGUACUGGCUGCUGAAUUCCGAUUUUCGUCGCCUCAGCCGACAAUUGAUGCCAAACAAAUGCUUCCCCAAAGAGGAUACGCCCGAACACAAAUCAGCCUGUUGUCACAUCAAUGCCAACGACUUUGAAAUCACAACGCUGCCAAUGCCGCCCGAGCCGCCCGCCUCACGGCCACCGGCCAACAAUGGUGGUGCAGGUGGUGGUGGCAGUGGUGCGGGUGGUGGGGGCAGUGGUGGCGCGGCCGGCUCUGGCGCCGGCGGUGGCAUUGGCAGCGCCAUUGGCGGCUCUGUUCUGGGCAUUUGCGCACGCUCCAGGGCCAACAGCUUGAGUCGCAGCGCCUCGCAGUACAUUCGCGGCACUUUGGGCGGCGGCGGCCACGCCCAUCAGCUGGCCGGCGAUGGCUAUGCCACAGUGCGGCCGGACAUUGAGGGUCUCUCGGAGAAGUACUGGGGCGAGAUUCUGGAGCGGACCGUCAGCUCGGGCAAUUUGCAUGCCAUGCAGAAGAGUUUCCCGCACUUCCCCUACCAUCAGCACGGCGGCGUGGGCGUGGGCGUGGGCGUGCACGGGCAUGUGCAUCAGGUGCAUCAGCCGCAACAGCAUCAGACCACCUCGUUCACCAAACACAGCGAUCUGCAUUUGAAUAUGUCCGGCAGCACGGCCGCACAGGAAGCCACCGCCGCCGAGCUGAGCAAGUUCUCCACAUCCGAGCCGAAGCUCUGCGAGCAUCUAUUCCACGAUGCCAACUGCGCCAAGAGCAAACUGGCGCUCGGCACUGCCCCAGACGAGGCCGGCUCCGCAUCCGUCUCCACCGUGGCCGCCAAGCUGGCAGCAGGGCGCAGCAUUCCGGACAUUUAGUACGCAGAGGACGUCAUCCUCGCCAACAGCCAGCUGGCGCGGCAGGCCAAGUGCGCACACCAUCCACUGCAUCAGCAGGGGCAAUCCCGCGCCCUGCUCCACACGCCGCACGGCGCCCAUCACACGGGCAGCCUGCGCCUCAGUCGCGUCCGCGUCGCCUGUCACAGCCCACCGCCCUCGAUGGCUCUGGGCGGCGAGUCAAUGGCCGAGUUUCGCAAAUAGAGCUCUAGGAUUAGGAUUAUGAUUCGUCUGCUGGGUCUAACCGUGAAGUAGUUAUAUGUAUAUCUAUAUAAAUGUCGGUGUGUAUGUGUGUGCGUCUGUGUGUCUAAAUAUUGUGCAUGUCUUCUAGCUUUAAGUCAAACUUGAAAAGUUGUAGCUCUCUCUCUCUCUAUC
Molecule: messenger RNA, 3198 nt
Organism: Drosophila arizonae
Lineage: Eukaryota; Metazoa; Arthropoda; Insecta; Diptera; Drosophilidae
Product: 5-hydroxytryptamine receptor 1A
Biological process (GO): neuropeptide signaling pathway
Cellular component (GO): plasma membrane
Molecular function (GO): corazonin receptor activity
Source: RefSeq, a predicted model, not a curated record